CUCUUAUUCAUUUAGGAGCAUCUGUAUUGGGUCCUCCCUUUGGAAAUUUCUCACCAUUCGGAGCACCAGCAUCUUUACUGACAUCAGCUCAUUCGCAUCGCUCCCCACAUCCCCCACACAGCCCACUUCAGCAGCAUCACCAACACCCAGCUCCUGCAGCAGCAUUUUUUCCACCACCCUUACUCUAUUGGUCAUAUCCUAGUCCACCGGUGUCACCAACCGCUUAUUAUGCCUCGCCGCCGACGCAUUCGACCACACAAUUGACUGGAAAUAUUGCUGCUACACAGCACCAAACCAUGUAUUCUUUGGAUUUUCUACCAGCAGUUCAGCCUUCUGCGGUUAGCCCUCCAAAUGUAGCCAUACAUUCCCCUAGUACUUACCUACCGCCAAAACCAUUUUCGGCUCUGCCGAUUUCUCCUAGGGCUACAGGUGCAUUAGGUGGUGGCAGUGGAAGUAGGUCGAAUGUCGGUGCCCUGCCACCUUACUAUAAUAAAUUGCCAUUGCCACUUCCAAUGUUGCAACCACAAACAAACAAUAUGUACCACUACAGCUCCUCGCCAUCGAUGACUGCAUCUCCACAGCCAAACUUACUCCAAUUGCCCAAUACACCGGCGUCAGCGCUACCUCCGAACCGAUCGGCCACAACCGGGUCUAUGCCGACAACAUCGACAGUUUUAUCCAUUCCGACUACAACGUUGCUCACAGUUGACACAUCCCAAAACGAAUGCGCGUCCCCUUUGAAAGUGGUACCUUCUACUCCUAAGCCCACGAGUAAAAUCUCCUUCAGCCGGGAUGUGGCCGCCAGUAAUGUCAAUGUAGUGCCGAACGCUUGCAGGGAACUUUAUAUUGCCUAACAGUUAAUACACUUAAAUACUUUUCUAUAUAAAGAUGGUGGCUGCGUUUCUUUAUACAUUCCGGAUAAUCCCAAUUCACAGCCGGAAUAAACAGAAUGCGUUUGAAAUAUACGUCAACAUAUAAUCAGGAACGUUCUAAGGAAUAAGUAAACAAAAAAGUUUAUUCCAAACGUUCAGAAUGAAUAAAGAAAUGCAGCCGGUAUGAAAAAAGAUUAUAUAGAGUGAUGUAUGUGCAAUAGAAAAUACGGAGACCUGUAGUUAUAGUCAAAAUAACUCUAAAGCAAGUUGCGGCUUUUUUGACAGAUAUCUCAUUGAAAAUUAGGUCAAAAAGCUCCAAUCACUUUUACAGUCGAUUUUGUUUUGACUAUAACUUCGAGCAUAGAUUUAAAUAAACUUAAAAGUGGCUACAGUUUUUCCAACUUAGCAGUAGUAAUAUAUUUAUUCUUGUACCACAUAUGAAUUCCACACUUCUUGCCAAUUUGUUAAGCAUAUCGUCGUUUAAAGUACAAAACCGCGUAACAAACAUGUUUUGCCAAAAAUUGUAUUUGCUCACAGAAGCUC
Molecule: messenger RNA, 1415 nt
Organism: Rhagoletis zephyria (snowberry fruit fly)
Lineage: Eukaryota; Metazoa; Arthropoda; Insecta; Diptera; Tephritidae
Product: extensin-like
Source: RefSeq, a predicted model, not a curated record